AUGUGCGAAAUUGAGUCCGUUCCGUGCCCUGACCGACCAUGUGAGCACGGAAUUUGCUUCUCAGAUCAAGAAGGACGGCACUCGUGCAAGUGUGAUCACCGAUUCGAGGGACAAUACUGUGAGCUUGAUAAAGACGAGUGUGCGCUAAAGGUAUGCCCAGCGGAUGCAACAUGUGUGAAUCUCACUCCACAACAUAACGAUGACAAAGGUUAUUCGUGCAUUUGCCCAGAAGGCUACACUGGCGAAUUCUGCGAGCUUGAAGUUGACCUGUGUGAGCUACACAUAAAACAAGGUGGAAAUUAUUGCUAUAAUGGCGGCGUAUGUGAGGCGCGGUACGUUUGUAUGUGUCAGGACGGAUUUGGCGGACCUCGCUGCGCUCAUCGCGUACCACGUUUGGAAGAGUACGAGGAAUUUGGUUGUCCUGAACGGGCAGAAGUAUGUGCAAAACUUUUUGAUGACGGGAAAUGUGACGAAAUUUGCAAUCGUGAGUCGUGUCUAUUCGAUGGGUUCGAUUGCAACAAGCGAGAAGGAGCUGUGUGUAGGCAUCCUUCCGAGUGUGCAUACAAAUACGGCGAUGGUAGAUGUGAUGAGGAAUGCGCAGGAUUAGAGUGUGGAUAUGAUGGCGGUGACUGCGAAGGGAAGAACGCGACGUCAUACAGCAGCGAUGCUAACAUGAUUGGUGUUGCAGUAGGAGUACCACCGGACAUUGCCGUGAAGAACUUACGCCAGCUGCAAGCGGAACUGGCACAGCGUCUUUACACCCACGUGAGCUUGGCUGAAGACAGGGAUGGCAUUAUGGUGUUCGAGUGGGCUACAGAUUCUGGGCAAGGGAACCGCAUAACAGUUGUGGAUGAGCAGGUUGUAGCAAGUGAAGUGGAUACGAAUGUGAAUGGCACAAUGGUUUUCUUCGACGUUGACACCUCAGCUUGUCGUAUUCGGCGUCGUAAGGGUUACGCACAGCCACGUUGCUUCACCGACCUUCGCGCUGCAGCCACUUACCUGACUCUAGAGCUGGCACGUAGCGGACCUUUGGGCGGAGAAACCUUACCAAUUCGCGACAUUUCUUGGAAAAAGAGACAGGUAAGUACUCUGCCUUUUAUA
Molecule: messenger RNA, 1101 nt
Organism: Cooperia oncophora
Lineage: Eukaryota; Metazoa; Nematoda; Chromadorea; Rhabditida; Trichostrongylidae
Source: the annotation of a GenBank genome assembly